GUUGAUACCGUCAUGUGUGCAUGGGAUGGCCAUCGGGUACAUCGAACCUUUCGAGGCAGACGAUUCCCUCCAAGAUGACGCAGAGACAAAAGGGAGAAAGGACAGGGCUGACCCCCCCUCCCCCGCUUGCUUGAGGGAAAGAGGCAGGGGAGGAUAUGAAACGCACGCGGAGAACAAUAGCGAACCUGCGCGACCACCACCACCACACCCAAGAACUCUUAUUGUUCUCAACAUCUUUCAAACUCGCGAGCAGCAGCAGCGACAACGAGUCUUCGAAAAAGGAUGACCCAAACGGAUGGAACAAAGCAGAUUGGAGCGGGGAGACGGGCGAACAGGGUGGAGGAUAGAGAGGGAGGGGCGAGCGAGGCGUCGCUCGCCUUUCUCAACCUAUAAACCUUGCUCACAUUUAGAAUGAGCACACGCAUCCCCACUCAGUCGAGUAACGGUCCCGAUACCCAUAUCCGCUCCCUCUUCAACGCUCAGGACCAAUCCGCUCAGGCUCUCAACCUCGCCGGUCUGUUAGGUCGCGUCAAGAUGUCCCGAGAAGACGAAGGGGAGGAGGUUCUGCUUCAGCCUCACCCAAGUCGUACGGUCGGUCGUCACACCAAGGCCUACGUCCCUUCACCGACCCUAUCGUAUUAUGCCAAUUUUGUCCCGGCCACGCCGGCUCCACCGCCCUUGCCAGUGCCGGCCAGCCAGACGGCGACAACCUCUUUUGCGAUGCAUCGGAGCGUCACACCUCCAACUCGAACCGAAGAUCGCAGGAUCCAGCGCAAACAACCUCCUGCUCCUAUCGACGUCGAGCGGGCCUGUGGAUCCGGAAGAAAGGCACAAGCAAUGAAUCGACAUCUGCCUGUAGUCAUCACGCUCGAUAGCCCGGUCCUAGAGGACAAGCUUGCAGGAGAGCUCGGAUCUACAAGCCAAGAGCUCGCCUUUGGUCGGGAAGACGACACUGCUCCGUCGCAAGAUCGUCGUGGCGUCAAGAGUCUUUGGAGAUCCAAGUCGAGAGGCAAAAAGAUCGUCCCUGCCGUCGCUGAACCUAGCCCGGAAUGGGUCGAGGUCGAGCAAGGUUACCGACAUCCCUCCUGGAUGGGAGGUCUCGACGUCCACGGGAUUGACCUUCUCAAACCGGCCCGUAACGACCAUGUCGGAUCGACGAGUUCACCCACGACCCUGACACCUUCUCCCGGGACCGGAGGUGUCCUGCACAACGUCCUCUUGACACCGACCUAUGGAGGUUCUACCAGCAGACAUCGCAGUCCAAGCCCCAAUCACAGCUCGACCGAUCUCUUGCCGAUUAGACCAACCAACCAUCUUGAGGAUGACUGUGACAAGAAGAAGCAAAAACGCCGAACGCUCAUGGACCGGGCCGGCCGGUUAUUGAACGAGCAGAGGAUGCGACUCGUCUACGACAACCACAAGCGAGAGGCCCGUGGCCAAGUUCCCCCCGUCAAGGUUGGAGGGGUCGUUCCUUACUCGUUUUCCGGAUACAAGGGCCGUGACGACACCAACAUGGCAGAAUCGGGAACCGUACCGUUGCACCGCAUGCAUUCGUAUGCAACGACCGACUCUGCGCGCGGAAGCGGUUACGAAGCAAAGGGUCGGUACGCGAUGGAUUCGGGAAGAGACGGUUCGUUCAGGACCGAGAGAGGCCAAACCGGAUCCGGCUAUGAAAAGCCAUCGCGAGAAAUGCACAUGCGCUCGAUAGCCGACAGAGACGCUACCCUGCGAAAGAGGCGCAAGAAGAAGCUGGUCAUUCUCGGCGCGCUCAUCCUUCUAAUCAUCGCUAGCUCUGUGAUCGGGCUAUGCGUUGGCCUACUGACUCGGAAGAGCCACACGGAAGACGCGACGCAGCCUUCUACCACGCAGGAUAGUACUACCGCUGCGACACCAACUUCUGCUGCUCCGACCGCAACAUCAACUACCUAUACUCUCGCUGCGUGUCUCUCCCUCUUUGCACUCGCGGCCCCUUCGGCUCCUAGGACAUAUCCGUGCGAUCAGUGUCUUCCUAUACUCCAGACGGCAGACAACGACUUCGCCCCCAGUAAGAACGGAAAUGCUGGAAUCAGCGGCAACUCGACUGGAGUCGGAGCGGCUGUUCAGUUUUGCGGCUUGCAAUCGAUCUUCGCCAAUACCGAUGGCGUUGAACCGUCAAGGAAACGCGCCGGAGUGCUUGAAGGUUGGAUGCAGAACACUAACCCUUGCAGCGGGUGGAGUGGAAUCAUCUGCGAUGACAAGUCACGUGUCAAAUCUUUAUCUCUAGUAUUUCCUGGCGUACCUCGAUCCCUGGACCCCUCCAUCAGUGGUCUCGUCGGCCUUGAACGUAUCAAGAUUGUUGGCAACUCGCAAAUUCCCGAGGGACCGAUACCCGGAGCAUUCUUCGGCCCAUCUUUGACGGCUGUCGAGAUCCAGUCUACCGGAUUGACAUCACUAGGUACCAGCGCUUUCGCUAGCCUUUCCUCUUUGACCAAUUUGGUAUUGGUGUCCAAUACGAAACUCGGCUCUACCCUGCCUCCGUUACCGGAGACGCUCAAGUUGUCCACCUUGUCUGUCACUGGACAGUCUCUGUCGUCCGAUCCCUUUCCUGGACUCCCAGCAUCGUUGACUUAUAUCGAUCUUUCCUAUAACGCGUUGACCGGUCCCAUGCCCAACUUCGGUAAAUUCACUGUGCUCGAAUCUCUAUUCCUCGACUCAAACGACUUUGGCAAUGUCCCGUCCGCCUUUCCAUCCAGCCUUCGCGACUUGUCGUUGCAAAAUAACCCCUCUCUGACUGGUGUCUUGCCGCCACAACUCUGUUCGUCAUCGACAUUGAAGACCUGCGAGCUACAAAACACAUCUCUCGGCUCUGCCAACGCUAUGAAUACCACAACGACUCAGGUAGCCGCCAUCGCGACUCGCCUCUUGAACGCUACCGCCACGACCACUCUCUUCGCGACUGCGACUGCUAUCACCAAACAAACCGCACAAUGUGGAGCUUGCAGAUUUUAAGACACGACGCUCAUGCCUUGCCAAUAUACCCUUGUACCCGCUAUACUAUAGGUUAAGACGUAUUUUAACCUCAUCUUGAAUCGUGUCUAAUUUAUUAUCGUAAAAGA
This is a messenger RNA of Filobasidium floriforme, 3095 nucleotides long. RefSeq lists its product as uncharacterized. Lineage: Eukaryota; Fungi; Basidiomycota; Tremellomycetes; Filobasidiales; Filobasidiaceae. The coding region runs from base 412 to 2988 and encodes 858 amino acids. The record is from RefSeq and is a predicted model, not a curated record. The transcript is spliced from 8 exons.